AUGAAUGAUGUUGGAUGGAUGAACCCAUGGGUAUAUAUAAGGGGGGCAUAUCCUAUAUUAGGAGUAUAUGGGCUGAGCGAUGGUGCAUGGGGGGGGCAUUACUUACGAAUAACUGACCCAGAUCGACGUACAUUUGUUAUUGAGUUAAUCCAAAAACUCUUUACCAUGGAUUGCGAGUCGGCCAUUAACUACGUCCAAGUACCUGGCAAAGUUUCAGGAAUGCAACACACACUACUUAACGAGUGUGGUAAUAUGUCUUAUCAAAUUGAGAAAGGCGGGCAUCACAUUGAGAACGCUCUUAAACAUAUUAAUAUGCAAUAUCAGACACUUUUUUUUACCUCUGGACUUUUCCUUACACUAUCGUCUCUGAUAUCUUGCAUGAGUUCUUUCGGUAUAUCCCAAUUCCCUAAUUUUGUCCUCUCAUUCUUCCUCCUCUGGAACGGAUUGACCCUAAUGCUACUUGAUGUGCCAGGUACUCCCAGAUGGGCUGGAAAAUAUCGCAGGCAUGUGAGAAAGAAUUUCAGAAUUUUGACUAGAAUUGCAGGCAAAUCAGCCUGGCUCGCAGUACAAGGCGCUAUCGCAUUGGUCAACAUUAGAACUAUGAAUGGAAACGGAUUUUUUUCAGCUCUAUUAUCAACCACCAUUUCCAUCUUCACUUUCACUGUUUCUUUCAUGGGUUUUCUGAUAGCAAUGAAAAAGAGUUUUAGACUGGAGAGGGUUAAAAGUUCAAUAAGACAAGUUUCAAAGGGGAGUUACAUAGAUUGUUACAGGAAAUAUGCAGUCGGGGACCCCGAACAUGGAAUGCAAUUUGAUGAAUUCAAUAGAAUGUGCGCCGAUCACACUUGUGGCAGAUUUCAAUUUGACAUUGUAGAUCUUUAUAUAAUUUACAAUGUCUUGGAUGAACACCAAAAAUGUGCGAUUAACGAGCGCGAAUUUUAUGAAUGGAUGGCGGGCCCAAUCGUAAUGCUGUGA
This is a messenger RNA of Babesia microti strain RI, 972 nucleotides long. RefSeq names its product conserved Plasmodium membrane protein, unknown function. The transcript is spliced from 3 exons. The record is from RefSeq and is a predicted model, not a curated record. Lineage: Eukaryota; Apicomplexa; Aconoidasida; Piroplasmida; Babesiidae. The coding region runs from base 1 to 972 and encodes 323 amino acids.